CUCACGAUCGUCAGUUGCAUCGCGGACACGACCAUGAGCAGACUACAGAGACUACUGUGGGCAACGGCUGUUGCGUGGGCGGUGUUGUCCCGUCCCAUACGUGGCCAAGAGGGGAGGGGGAGGACAUGAUGGCCCUGGAGAGCAAUUCGGAUCUCUCAAUGGUGGCUGUGCCGGCUGCUCCUAGACUAGAAGAUGGCAGCUUGGCCCCAGAACACAGAGCUCACACUUACCCGAGGUAUAAUGUUAGGAGGAGACAGUUCGAGGAAGCUCAAUUGCCCCAUAAUCCAGCGUUACCUCCGGCAAGGAACCCCAUGACACCUUUAGCAACUCUGGGCCAGCAGAUCGGUGAGUACAUGAGGAGAAUUGGGGAUUACUUCUACUGGUUCGUCUCUGGUAACCCACCGGUCACCCUCAGGAGAGUCAAUGGAAAGCUGCAGAGGCCUGGCCUCCCACCAAUCAGGAGGAACAUCUUCCAGAGAAAGAAGCCGACAAGGAGCAAGAAGCUCACACAUCGCCGGCUGCCCCCUCCACAACAGCAGAAGUUUGCCAGGAGGACGCAGAAGAUUGCGUUCUUGGCACACAGGCCAAUAGACCUAUCAGCAUAAAAAUCGAGGUGAUGGAAUCCACAUGAAUUACGAAAGGACCAACAGGACUUCAGAUCAUUGGGUUAUCCCUCCUCUUGAAGCAAAGAUGGUCCCAGUUCGUAUCUUGCUUCUCUUUAGAAAUUUACACUUGGGAAAUUCAUCAAUACUGGUAUUUCUUCUGGUGAGAAAACAAGCUUUUUUUAUUUUGUCUUUGGGUGUGUCAGACAACUUUUUUUUUAAAUAGUUAAACAGAUCCUGGUAGGCAAAUAGUUCUACUCUGGAUUACUAUACUGAACUGGGUUUUGGACAUUCACUCUUGAAGUUUUUUAGCCAUGUGCCAAGGGGCUAACUUAGACAAGCAUGUGUAUUCUGUGCUUAGUUGCCAGUACAAUUAUGGUACUGUACUAAAGCACGUAAAGAUAUUCUGUGACUUGUUUACAGAACAGCAGAGUAUUGCAGAGAGCUAAGAGGUUUAUGUUUGAGGUUACUUAAAUGUUUAGCCACUCUGAGCAACAAGUUAGGACAACUCACACAUUAGAUUUGCAAACUGUCUUGUUUAAUUAAAUGUUCUAGUAUUUUAACACUACAGUAAUGUUAUUUGUUACCAUUAUUUGUUCGUUUGAUUUGUAAUUUAAGUCAUUUAGAGAUUUUUUGUGAUAUUGUGCACCAACGAACACAUGGCAUUAGAUGACGCAAUGGUACAAAAUUUCACACACUGUUUUAGCCUUAGAUUUAUUGAAAUAAAAAUGAAUAAGGAA
Messenger RNA from Macrobrachium nipponense, 1342 nucleotides. RefSeq lists its product as uncharacterized. NCBI's taxonomy places the organism in Eukaryota, Metazoa, Arthropoda, Malacostraca, Decapoda, Palaemonidae. The transcript is spliced from 4 exons. The record is from RefSeq and is a predicted model, not a curated record. The coding region runs from base 126 to 605 and encodes 159 amino acids.